AUGCAGUAUCUAAAGGGUCAACAGCAACGCCAGGAUCCACCUCAGAGUUCACAGCAGCAGCAGCAACUACAAGAGUCUGCCGAGGCUUUUUCCUUUGGCAGCAGCAGUGGCAGCGAUCAUGACAACGCUCGCACUUCACAACCGCCGCCAUACGCAGUGGCUACGCCCCAACAGCCAGCACAACAAGCCAGCAGGAUUGCAUCCAUCAGCCCCGACGAGUACUACCACCCGGCCAGUUUUCCUGGGUACACAGUAAUCCAACUGGCCAACGGCGAAGAGUCGCAAGCGCUGCUCCCGCGUGUAACGCAGGGCAGGCAGCGCAACCAACACGGGCAACUGCUCGUCCGCCGGGUGCAACAGCGCCCGGGAUGCUGCCUGCGGUGCUGUGGCUGGCUCUUCAGCUGCAUCUGCUUUAUUGUGGGCAUAUUCAUAGUGCUUGUAUUCCUGGGCGCUGUCUUAUUUGUCUCGCGCCAUGCCUUUCCGCCCAUGCGCGAGUGGCAGUGCGAGACAGGGUCUCUGGAGGUCCACACUGACCACCACUACUCUUUCCCUGUUACUGCGCCCCUGCGCAUUGAGAGUGUAGAGGGCAUCUCUUACUCGGCCGUUCACAUUGUGCGCGGCGAGGAGGGCAGCAACGUGACGGUGCGUGCUAUUGUAGAGACCAACAGGGGCGAUGCGCGCGAUCGCAUUUUUGUGUUCAAAGAUAAGGGUUUGUUGGCAGUUCAUGCAGAGCAGCCAAAGUGGGAAUGGCCGCGCGACUGCAUCCGGACGACCCUUAAUAUCAGUAUUCCUGCCAGUGGCCCCUUAUUUCCGUCUCUGAACAUUGCUACGGGCCCUGGCACGCUGCGCGCCUUGGAUGCUGGCGUCCUAAACUUAGGCGAUCUUUUUGUGCUUAUGCGCGACGGUACCGUGCAGCUGCAUAACUUGGGUACGCAGGGUAUAGUCAAUGUUUCAUCGACCAACGGGCGCAUCAAUGCCACGCGUAUAGCAAUUACUGGCCCAGCCACUUUCACAUCCAGCAAUGCCGCGCUAGCGCUUGACGGCAUCCAGGCAGCCAGUAUCUCGGCAUCGACCACUAACGGCGUGCUGCGUGCUACAGAUCUCUACACAGACGGGCACAUUACGCUAAACACGACAAAUGCCAGUGUUGCGCUCAGCGCGGUUUCGGCGGGGCACUCGGUUAGCGUGCGCAGCUCCAAUGGCGCCAUAAGGGGCAGCAUUAGUAGCGCAGGGGGCCCUGUUUCAGUCAUCACCAGCAAUGGCUCUGUGGACGUGCGGAUCGACGGAAGCGCCAUGAAAGAUGUAGUCGUUCGGUCGAUAAACAGUGCUGUGUCGGUGGUUGCUGUUGGCUUGCGCGGCUGGUUCGAUGCGCGUACGUCCAAUGGCCGCGUGAAUCCUCUCCAGUCACAGGUCACAUCGCUGACUACCACAGAUAACUCUUUACACCCAAGCGGAUUAUUCGUUGGCGUCAAGGGCAUUAGGCGCUUUGCCGACAACAUUGACAAGGGCAAUGCAACCGACAGCGACUAUGAUAGCAGCAGUAGCGACAGCAAUGACAAUGGUGCUGUGGAGUAUCGCAUUGAUAACGGUGAUGGUGAAAUCAAACACCCGAAAAAGAAGUCGCAAAAAAAAUCAAAAUCAAAGACAAACUCUGGUUCUGGCUCCAAUUCUGGCUACAGAUCGAAUGGCCUUGCUCAUGCGCCCAAUCCCAAUCCCAACCCCGUUUACGAUUUGAAUCCUUGCCCUGACCCCAAUCACAACCCUGUUUAUAGCUUAAAUCCUGGUCCUAACCCAAUCCAGGACCUAAUCCUGGACCUGGCCCUGGCCCCACCGUCGUUAUUUGCCACUACUGCACAGCUCAUGUGCAUGGGCGCCAUUCCUGAGGACCACAUCACCAAGCCUGUUGCUCACAUUCUGCAGAUGAAAAAGAAUAUUGGGCCUUUCAACAGGCCGUUUGCUGACCCCUCACUGACCAGCAGCAUUGGUUUUAUGCAGGACAUUGAAACUGCACACAGUGCCAUGCAUGAGUCAGUCACUCUGUUGAAGAACAUGCACCACAUGCUGCCACUGGCCACUAAGGACCACAUCCUUUUUGUCGGCCCCACCUCAACUCAACUGCUCUGCUUGCCAGCCACCCAGGAUGUCGUCUAUGAGGGCCUUGGUCACUCAAUCAUGCAGAUCAUACAGCAACUGUUGGGCCAUGCACCUACCUGCCACCCUGGUUUCACUAUGGAUACUGCCACAAGUGCUGAUGACGAAUGCAGCUUUGAGGCUCUUGUCACACUGGCUCACAAGAGCAACAAGAUUGUAAUUGGCCUUGGUGAGCAUGGACACUUGGGCGAGCAUACCAGCGACAUGGUUGGUGAUCUGGCCCUGGACACAUUCCAGGUUGCACUGUUCAAGUGCCUUGCCACUGUUGUUGACAAUUUAAUUGUUGCACUGCUUGUUGUUGGCCGGCCACACCUGCUCAAGGAAGUUUCCAACAUUGCCUCUGCUGCUAUGAUGAGCCAUCUGCCUGGCAUCCACGGUGGUCUGCCCAUUGCACAGGUGCUCUAUGGCCAGCCCAGCCCCUAUGGCUGUUUGCCCUUUACUUACCUGCGGCAUGAGUACCAGGCCAGGGACACCAUAUGGCAGAGCCAGAGAUACUCCCAGAUGGUCUACUCCAAACUCACUGUCGACUCGACUGAGCUGCGUCCUGGCAAGCCCAUCACUGUGCACAUGACCAUACACAACACAAGCUUCUGCACUGGUUAUGAGCUGGAGCUGUUCCAUCUGCGCAAAUUCGACAAGGUCGAGAUCAAGGCUGGAACAGCGACAUCAAUCUCGUUCACACUGGCCGCUGAGGAGCUGGACUACUUUAACCGCGAUUUAAUUAGGGUGCUUGACCCGUCGCCUGUCAACACCACCAUCAACGCGCUGACUCCCUAUGAGCGCACAGUUACUGCCAAUCUGGUUGUCUAA
This is a messenger RNA of Kickxella alabastrina, 2961 nucleotides long. RefSeq lists its product as uncharacterized. Gene Ontology annotation, biological process: glucan catabolic process. Gene Ontology annotation, molecular function: beta-glucosidase activity. The record is from RefSeq and is a predicted model, not a curated record. The transcript has 7 exons. The coding region runs from base 1 to 2961 and encodes 986 amino acids. NCBI's taxonomy places the organism in Eukaryota, Fungi, Kickxellomycota, Kickxellomycetes, Kickxellales, Kickxellaceae.